CUCGCGAUAUCUCUUCCCGGAAGUAGAGCACCUGUCUUACCGGAAGCGGAAGUGUGCGGGCCCGUGGGUGGCUGUGAGGGCCGUUACGCGUGGGCCGACAUGCUGCUGCGGCUGCUGCUGCUGCUGCUGCUCUUGGUGUUCUGCGCCGCCGCCCAGGCUGAGGCUGAGGGGCAGAAACCAGAGCAAAGAGGGUCCAACAGAGCUUCAGGAGGCGCUGCGGGAUUCCUCCGUCUGAGCACACGGAGCAGCGGGGCCAUCACAGCAGAUGAGCACCAGGGUACAUCUAAAAAGAAUGAAGGGGAGCACCCUGAAUCAGAUCCAAACAAGAAGGACACCAACGUGGACACAGAUAACAAAGAGGCAACAAAUACGGACCAGAGGAAUGUGAAUGAUGAAGAGAUGGUGAAUAAGGACCAGAAGGGCACAGAUGCACGUGGCCCUAGUAGCGCUGGGGAGAAGAAAGAAGGCCAGAAUGGCAGCAGCGAAGGCAACGAGCCAAGUAACCAAGCCAAACAGAGCAGCAGCACUGACAAUCAGCCCAGCAGCCAGAGUGGUGGCAGCACCGGUAAUGAGAACAGCAACACCAAUAGCCAGGGCAGUGACAACAAGGACCAGGACAAUAAGGACCAGAGCAACAGCCAGGAGAGUGGCGGCAACAACACAGACCAGGACAGUACCAACAAGAACCAGACCAACAAACAGGAUGGCAGCACUGAGAACCAGGGCGGCAAUGGUCAGAACGCGGGCAACCAGCAGGAGAGCAGUGACAAGGACCAGGGCAACAAGAAGGAGGGCAACGGCGCGAACCCGGGCCAGAGUGGGGCGGGCAACGGUGGGAACCAGGGCCAGAGUGGGACGAGCAACGGCGUGAGCAAUGGCGGGAACCAGGGCCAGAGUGGGACGAGCAACGGCGUGAGCAAUGGCGGGAACCAGGGCCAGAGUGGGACGAGCAACGGCGUGAGCAAUGGCGGGAACCAGGGCCAGAGUGGGACGAGCAAUGGUGGGAACCAGGGCCAAAGUGAGACGGGCAACAGUGUGAGCAACGGCGGGAACCAGGACCAGAGUGGGGCGGGCAACGGCGGGAACCAGGGCCAGAGUGGGGCGAGCAACGGCAUGAGCAAUGGCGGGAACGAGGGCCAGAGUGGGACGAGCAACGGCGUGAGCAAUGGCGGGAACCAGGGCCAGAGUGGGACGAGCAACGGCGUGAGCAAUGGCGAGAACCAGGGCCAGAGUGGGACGAGCAACGGCGUGAGCAAUGGCGGGAACCAGGGCCAGAGUGGGACGAGCAACGGCGUGAGCAAUGGCGGGAACCAGGGCCAGAGUGGGGCGAGCAACGGCGUGAGCCAGGGCAACAACCAGGGUAAUGAAGUGGACUCACAGGGAGAUAAAACCGAAUCACAACAAUCAACUUCCUCCACUGCUGAUGGUGAUGCUGCUUCAGACAAUGAAGAAAGCCCCAGAGAGGAAGAGGAUGAGGCUAAAGAUGGUAGUGAUGCCUCCUCUGUUAAUAAGGAGAGAGAAAAGAGCGUUCCUGCUUCCCCCAGGGACCAGUCGGAGAGCAGCCACUUCUUCGCCUAUCUGGUGACCACAGCUAUUAUCGUUGCUGCCUUAUACGUCGCGUAUCACAACAAACGUAAGAUCAUCGCUUUUGCUCUGGAAGGAAAAAGAUCGAAAAGUGGUCGACGGCCCAAAUCUGGCGAUUAUCAGAGACUGGAUCAAAAGAUAUAGAUUCUUCCUCAGAUGUUCAGCGGAAUAAUGACGGCCAGCGAUGAAAAUGCAGGAACACUGGGACGCCCCCCCACUCCCCUGCUGUAGCACUCUGAGUUCUGGCUGUGUGCUGUGUUCAGGUUUCAGACAACAGGAAAAAGGGGAAACGCUUUUAGUUUUGCACCUGCACCUUGGUAAUGUUAAACUUCUCACUUCCUCAAAACGCGUUUCUCCUUUCUCAACUGCCUGAAGAUGAACUGGUUUUCUGCUUGGGUAUCUGGCUUCUAGCCUGUGACCCAGGAAAAGCUGGUACCCAGCACUUGACAGAACUUUUGUGUCCAAAUGAAAUGGAAUUUGCCACCUACUGUACUGACGUCCCCUCUUAGGGGGGGGGAAAAAAAUUAAUAUAUAUAUAUAUAUAUCCGCCUGCAAAAUGAGCCAUCUGACUCUUCCCCUUCCAGAGUCAUAGAGCUGCCUUUGUAACCAGCACAGUCUUGCUUGAGACACAGACAUUCCCCUCUUCUGUCCAUUGUGUUUAGAUGCUAAAGUUUGGAGCGUGACUGAUUGCACUAGUUUGGAAACGAUCUGCCAAGGACUCUGAUUUGAUUUGAUUUUUUUCCUCUGUCUGUGAUGAAGAGAAUGUUAGAGUUUAACAUUUAGUUUCACUCUUUUGUGCACAUCUUUGGAAAUGCUGGAGCAGCCUUUAGCCCUUGGGUUGUAGCUUAAACUUCCUCACCCGCAUCCCGUGCUCUGCGUGGGUCUUUUCCCUCGUGGUUCCUAGAGUUCAGACGUUUGCACUAAAGGUGACAGCGCAGUUUGCCGUGAAGGAGGGCAGGGUAGGCUUAGAAAGCUUCGUGCCGAAUUGCCGCGGUGUAGUUGUAGCAGACUUCACCUUGGAAGGUUGCUUUCCUCCCCCUUGUAAAAUGCAGUUUUGUGGUAAUGUGAAAUGUGUGGUAACCCUGAAGCGCUAGGGAUGAAUGAAACUUGCAGUCAUUCACACCUCUUCCUCAAAAAUGUGGUAUUGAGGCUCUGGAGUGUUCAGCAAGCCUCCGUAAGUUGUAGAGCUCUGUGUGGCAGAGCGCUCGGCGUUGGCUUUGGCUGGAGAAGUGCUGCUUUCUUGCCUGGUCGAGAGGUGACGUGGCUGCUUGUCCCCUGGGUUGCGCAAGCCUUGGCAGUGCCGCUCCUGCCGAGCGCCUCUCACCUUGGGAAACCGUUGUAGCCUGCGGUGCAGGCACCAUCCUUUCUGCCUGUGAGUCACCAUGGGUUGUCUGCUCCCUGAGGUCACCUCCUGAGCAGGUGACUGAUGUGUGGAAGGGCUUAUUGUACUGCCAGCGUGGCCUUUCCUGCUCUUCUGCAGCUCUGCCUGCCCCAGCUUUGAGAAGUUUUGUGUAGCUGAGUGGUGUAACCAGCUGCUUGUCGCUGAGCACUUAAACUAUGGCCUGGGGCACGCGCUGGUUAUGCUUAAGGCUGCAAAAUGUGUUGAUUGUGAGUUUUUUAUUUUUGUAGUUCUACUCCAAAGAUGUUUGUUUGAGACAGGACAUUUCUGGAGAGGACACGAAGUGCCUGCCCGAUAUGCUUUUGUUUUUUCCAGUAUGGGCAGAAAAAUAUUGGUAUGAGGCAUCUAGAGCUCUUCACGUGGGUACCCAUCUACGCCCAAAGCUCCUGCCAGCCGUACGUGAGUCACCCUCUCCGUGCACUUGCUGACUGACUGCACAGGAAGAAUCCUGGCUGGGUUAACUUCCCUCCAGCUGGCCACAAAAGCAACUCGUGGGAUGAGGCCAGUCUUUUUCCGGCCUUCCUGAGGUUGUGAACAAUUGGUAGUCUGCCCUGUGGUUGCUAAAGAUAGUCACAUUUGACAAGGGCAAAGACGUUUCCUUGUCUGGACGUGAAAGCUAUAGCUGUAUUGGUGGGGUUUAAGAGGUGAGAAGGGGCUUGACCCUCUCCUAAAAGAAGAAAUUUUUUUUUUUUUUUCUUCUUCUGCCUGUUAGCAAGCACAAAGAGCAGGAGAAAGUCCCUCUUUUGCUUUAAAUAGCUUUCCAGGUUUCCGUAGUAAACUUUUCUGAUGCUGAAAGUGCUUGCAGAAGCUAUUCUGGAGAAUGAGAGUGUGAGGUGGAGGGAAGAGAAAGGAAAACAAGUCUGGGAACGUAACCCU
Messenger RNA from Falco peregrinus (peregrine falcon), 3859 nucleotides. It is a transcript of the gene TGOLN2, whose product is annotated as trans-golgi network protein 2. The coding region runs from base 100 to 1728 and encodes 542 amino acids. The record is from RefSeq and is a predicted model, not a curated record. The transcript has 4 exons. NCBI's taxonomy places the organism in Eukaryota, Metazoa, Chordata, Aves, Falconiformes, Falconidae.